Molecule: messenger RNA, 537 nt
Organism: Aspergillus tanneri
Lineage: Eukaryota; Fungi; Ascomycota; Eurotiomycetes; Eurotiales; Aspergillaceae
Exons: 4
Coding region: 1-537 (178 amino acids)
Source: RefSeq, a predicted model, not a curated record
AUGCGCAUGACUGUCUCGCUCUACCAUGACCAGUUCAACAGCGCCCAUCUAACCGAUGCGAUGAAUCUGCUGGCUAUCGAACCUCUGGGCCAUGAUUCUCGGCCUCAUGCCCCUCGGUACCUCGAUGGACUGCGAGUCCACAGACUCACGAUCAAAGGGGUGUUGGGAUCCGUCGCCCAUUCUCACGCCCUUCUACGAAAACUGGACGAGCGCGUCAGCGCCCCGGAUUUCGUCAUAGAUGAUGUAUGGUGUGUUAUGGUGGGAGGGAUUGGCUUCGGGGCCGCGGCGACGACUGAAUCUAGUGGGUACUGGACAAGGAUCUUGAAGGACGUAUACAAGGGCGACGAGGGUCGGAGGAAGGCGCGGAACAUCACAUGUCCGGUCUACUGGUUACAGGGAACGGAGGACAUGCCGUUUGGAACCACCGUUCCAAAGGAACAGAUUCAACUGUUUACCUCAUCCAAGGAGGCCAAACUCACCAUGAUUGAGGGCCAACCCGUUGGGAGGUCCGACAGCCGUCAGCCCAGCUCAGUAUAG